Molecule: messenger RNA, 535 nt
Organism: Micropterus dolomieu (smallmouth bass)
Lineage: Eukaryota; Metazoa; Chordata; Actinopteri; Centrarchiformes; Centrarchidae
Gene: pold4
Product: DNA polymerase delta 4, accessory subunit
Exons: 4
Coding region: 5-331 (108 amino acids)
Biological process (GO): DNA synthesis involved in DNA repair; DNA-templated DNA replication
Cellular component (GO): delta DNA polymerase complex
Molecular function (GO): DNA-directed DNA polymerase activity
Source: RefSeq, a predicted model, not a curated record
GACCAUGACAACCAAGCGCGGACUGAUAACUGAUUCAUUCAAGGUGGUGAAGAAAGCAAAGAAGGAGGGGAAACGAGAGAAGAGGCCUCCUCCUCCUCCUCCGCCGCCACAGCAAGGAGCUGAAAGUGAACCAGAGGAGAGGCUCCAGAGGCUCAGACAGUUCGAUCUGGACUGGAGAUUCGGGCCCUGCACGGGAAUCAGCAGGCUGCAGAGAUGGGAGCGAGCACAACUUCAUGGUCUGAAUCCACCUGAGGAGGUCAGAGACCUGCUGCUGCAAACACACACGGACUCCGCGUACAACUUUAGCCUGUGGAGGGAAUAUCCGUUGUGAGGAGGAAGACAUAAAGAGAGAAAAAGAACGCACACUCCAACAAAAUCACAAGAAGUUUCCCUUCUGAAAAACAUUCACAGGAAAAAUAUGCAAACCUCGCGUAGAGCCGCAGAGGACCAACAGAAUAAUGUUUUCUACAGUGUGCUAAGUCGUCUCCUACAAGACAAAGUUUGUAACAUUUUAAAUAAAAUCUUUCAAAACGUG